GAGGAGUGCUGCUGCUGGGAAGCCGGCCGCAGCUCUGGGAGUGGGGACAUCAGCAGCAGCCACAGGACCCUCCUCCCGCUCCACGUGUUACCCAGCUGGGCGCCUGCCAGGAGCUGUCCCCUCUGGCCAGUGCUGAACGCUGAGAGCUGGAGUGGCCGGGACACCAGUCCCUGGGAGGAGAGGUAUGCCGGAGCCAGUGCGAGUGUGGGGGUAUUAGUGCUCCAGUCCCAGGCCAGCCCGGAGCCGGCACAUCGCUGCCACACACAGCAUGUGAAUGAUGCUCGGCACAGGCGCAGCGCACAGUGCAGCACCGGGCACAGCAGGAAGGUCGGGGGCUGCUGUCCCUGAGGAACCCGCACUCACCCUCACUCAGUGCAGCCGGGGUCUGGGAGCCGCUGGCCGCCGCUCCUCCCUCUUACGCCCCCUAGCUGCUGCUCUUCCUGGGCUGGACUGAAGCGUCUACGGUCCCUCUACUCCUGUUGCUUCCCCUCCAGGCGCCGCAAGCCCGGUUGCAGAGGGCCGGUGGGGAGGGUGAUGGAGCCGCCCCCGGGAGGCUCGGAGACAGCGGCCCCCUCCUUCCAGGCCCGGCUCUUCAAGAACUUGCAGUUGGGAAGGUCCAGAAAGAACGGCGGCGGUAAGGCAGGUGGAGUGGAGCGCCGCAGUGCAGCAGGGUCGCCCUGCCCUUCACCGCCGCUUUCCCGGAGAGGGAACCAGGACAACUCCGAGGCUCAUAUGGAGGAGGUGGUGCCGGGGAUCAUCCGCUGGACCGGGCUGAAGAGGAGGAAGCAGGUCUUGGAUCGGGUCUUCUCCUCCUCCCAGCCCAAUCUCUGCUGCUCCGGUGUGGAGUCCUUGCCCACCAGCGCCCCCUGCAGCAGCCCCAGCAGCAUCGCCAAUACCCCCGAGCCUGGGUCCACGCUGCGCCGGCUGCGAGAUCACCUCCUGCCCUACAGCAAGGCCGGACAGUGCAAGGACCGGGAUGGAGACGUCCAGCACCUUCCUGCAUCCAAACCCGGGCAGCCUGCUCCUGCCACGGCCAAAGCCCGCGGGCCUCAUCUGUCCCAUCAGAAGAGCUCCUCACUCCCCGGAACACAGUGCAUAGAGAACCUGCUCCAGAGCUCCCUCGCCCCGGUCAGGGCCAGCAGCCAAACAAAAAUAAACAGUGCGGGAAGUAGUAAUGCAGAUCUUCCACUCCCUAAUCUCGGAAUGUACCAAUUGGAUGUUACAUUGAGAAGAGGAAGUAACUUGGCGGCUCGUGAUCGAGGAGGGACAAGUGAUCCAUAUGUCAAAUUUAAAAUUGGAGGAAAGGAAGUUUUUCGAAGCAGGACAAUACACAAGAACCUUAACCCUGUGUGGGAAGAAAAUACUUCCCUACUCAUAGACAGUCUCAAAGAACCUUUAUAUGUCAAGGUGUUCGACUAUGACUUUGGGCUUCAAGAUGACUUUAUUGGGUCAGCAUUCCUUGAUCUUACAACACUAGUGCUGCAAAGUUCAAAAGAAGUUGCGUUAAACUUAAAGGAUCCACAGCACCCCGAGCAUGUUUUGGGAACCAUACAUUUGUCUGUCAUUCUGUCCCAGAAAGACGGUGUCUGCAUGGAUUUGCCUGUAUCUAUGCUCAAGUCAUCUGAGUCGACAAUGAUAAUAAAGAAGAAUUGGAAACGAUCAAGUAAGUUUCAGACACAGAGUUUACGGAUUUCAGACUUGCACAGAAAAAAUCACUUGUGGAGAGGGGUAGUAAGCAUCACGCUAAUUGAGGGGCAAGAUCUCAAAGCCAUGGAUGCAAACGGACUUAGUGACCCCUAUGUGAAAUUCCGUCUGGGUCAUCAGAAAUACAGGAGCAAGACUCUUCCGAAAACACUGAAUCCUCAGUGGAGAGAGCAGUUUAACAUGCAUCUUUUUGAUGAGCACGGAGGUGUAAUUGACAUCACAGUAUGGGAUAAGGAUGCAGGCAAGAGAGAUGAUUUUAUUGGAAGGUGCCAGAUUGACCUGUCAGCUUUAAGCAAAGAGCAAACUCACAAAGUGAAGCUGGAUUUGGAAGAAGGGGAAGGUUGUCUCGUUCUCCUAGUGACGCUGACAGCUUCAGCUGCCAUCAGUGUCUCCGACCUCUCUGUCAGCUGCUUGGAGGAUCAAAAAGAGCGGGAAGAAAUUCUGCGGAAAUACAGCCUUGUGAGAUCCUUUAGCAAUCUUAAUGAUGUGGGCUUUCUUCAAGUGAAAGUCAUAAGAGCAGAGGGAUUGAUGGCAGCUGAUGUCACAGGUAAAAGUGAUCCGUUCUGUGUAGUCGAGCUGAACAAUGACAGACUGAUGACUCACACUGUGUACAAGAACCUAAACCCAGCGUGGAAAAAAGUCUUUACAUUCAAUGUCAAUGAUAUCCACUCAGUCCUUGAAGUGACAGUCUAUGAUGAAGAUCGAGACCGAAGUGCUGACUUCCUGGGCAAAGUUGCUAUACCCUUGCUGUCUAUUCAAAAUGGUGAACAGAAAGCCUACGUCUUGAAAAACAAGCAGCUGACAGGGCCAACAAAGGGGGUCAUCCAUCUUGAAAUAGAUGUGAUUUUUAAUGCUGUAAAAGCCAGCAUGGCUACACUUCUGCCAAAAGAACAGAAAUACAUUGAGGAUGAACCCAGACUUUCUAAACAGCUACUGCUGAGGAACUUUAUCCGCAUGAAGUGUUGUGUCAUGGUGCUCAUCAAUGCUGCCUACUACAUUAACAGUUGCUUUGAUUGGGACUCACCCCAAAGGAGUCUUGCUGCUUUCUUGAUCUUUCUGCUCGUUGUCUGGAAUUUUGAGAUGUACAUGAUCCCACUUGCAUUGUUGCUGUUUUUGGCUUGGAACUAUUUCUUAAUCAUAUCAGGGAAAGAUAACAAGACCCAGGAUAUGGUAGUGGAAGACAUGCUAGAGGACGAGGAUGAGGAGAAUGACAAAGAUGACAAGGACAGUGAGAAGAAAGGAUUUAUGAAUAAGUUGUAUGCCAUCCAGGAGGUAUGCGUCAGUGUCCAAAGUGUCCUUGAUGAAGUAGCCUCCAUCGGUGAGAGGAUAAAGAACAUGUUCAACUGGACAGUCCCAUUCCUAACCUGGCUGGCAAUCAUCGCCCUUUGCCUUCUAACAGCAGUGCUAUAUUUUAUCCCACUCAGAUACAUCGUCCUUCUGUGGGGAAUCAACAAGUUUACAAAGAAAAUUCGAAGUCCUUAUACUAUCGAUAACAAUGAGCUUCUGGACUUCCUCUCCAGAGUGCCCUCUGAUGUUGAACUGGUGCGGUACCGUGAGCUGCGAGCAGACCUCAACCACAGCCCCAGCAAAAGGAGGAAAAACAAUCUUGGUUAGCUCCGCUACUCAUCACGGAGAAGAACAUCUGCUCGCCCCAGAUAACGGGAGGCCCAGCGGCUCUUUGCAUUCUCAUUGUUUGUGUUACCUUACGCUGUUUUUUUUUUAACCUGAUGAAGACAUUUUGUAAAUAUUGUAUAAAGGCAGAUACCACUGUACAAUACUAAUUUGAUAUACAUUUGGGAGUUCAUCUCUUGCUGUGUGAAUGCUCUGCCUGGAUAGUUGUGUGAUGCUAUAAAUCAGUAUAGUGUAGAUGCUGACUCUCCAGCCAUGGCAGUGGCUGCUGGCACAUGAGCUGGCGUUGGCAUUACUAGGCGCACAUUUAUGUAUGCACAUGCUUUAGCCAAAAAGCUAUAUUUAUUAUAUAAAGCAAUUAUUUGGGGUUUUGAAAAAUAAUAUGCACUUUUGGAUUCAGUGCCUAAUGGGUCCCUGCUGUCAUUGUGUAUACGUCACACCCUAAUACUUCCUCAUUGUCUAUGCUCAGACUAAGCUAGCAGAAUGCUGAAGACGCUCUCACAAGCACCACUUCCAGCCAUACAAAGGAAUGAGUACAUAGAAGCAAUAUAGGAUUUGCACAGAACAUGUAUGCAGGGGAAUAUAAGUCAGACUUAGAAGUUAGGAAGUAGGGGAUCGGUGUGGGAUCCCGGCGGUCAGGAGACAGAUACCGGGAUCCCAACAGCCAGAUUCCCGGCAUCGUGUCCCCUCGCGGGCCUGCUGCGCUCACUACACUUCGGGCCUGGUGGUUACCUUGGGUCGCCACACUAUUAUAUUCCCCCUUGGGUGGUGGCGUGGACCAACACCCGAGUGGGAAUACCAUGCUUAGGUGGGGAUUCCAACCACUGGCAUUUCCCCAGCUGUCGGAAUUCCGGCGUCAGUAUUCUAAACGGCGGGAUCCCGACAGCCGGUAAUUUAACCGCAUCCCGGAAGACGUGUCUGGGACAACACGCUGUAAUAAUAUUGGAUGUGACAUGAUAUCGGUUGUGUAAUGAAUGGCGAUUGUAUGAAAAUGUGACUGUAAGUUCUAUAAACCCACAACCAGGAAUAAAUUUCUCCAUUGCGCGAUUGAUAGCAGAAUGUGACUAACGGUCUAUAUAUUACAGUGUCACCAAUAGUGGUUUCAAGGACGAGAGCAGACAGUGCUGGAAAUGGAAUGAAUCACUAAUUCUGUGUUUAUACAGUACGCAAGGAUUUGUAUGUUUGCCAUAGCUGGGACAUGGCAGGAUCUUAUCGUAUGAGUAUAUAUACAGUAUAUACAAAACUCAAUGGCAGAAAUAGUGGCACAGACACUUGUUAUUCACAAUUGAUAAUGUUAUAUUUACAGUAAAAUAUAUUUUUAUGAAUAUAUAAUAUAAGCAUUGCAAUAACAUAUACAAUUUCCUUAGUUUGCAUUUUAAAUAAUUACAAUAAAAUUUGAUCAUAAAUGUAAAGAGUAGGAUUUACUUUAUUUGGGGGGCAAGAGGUCCAUCCAAGUCUCCAGGGCCCACCAACCCUAACUUUAUUCUCUGACUACUGACCUGCUAGCUAGGGGCAGAUCCAGAAAAAAAUCACAGGGGGCUGCACCGUGAUGGGGGAAUCAUGGUUGCGGGGUGUGACCAGGUGUGGGAGUGGCAUGUGGCCCUACACAUCCGCUGUGAAUUCAUAGGGGUAAAUUUACUAAGCUGGGAGUUCUAUUUAAGAUGAGAUGCUGCCCAUAGCAACCAAUCAGAUUCCAGGUAUUAUCUUCUAGAAGGUGCUAGAUAAAUAAGAAGUAAAAUCUGAUUAGUUGCUAUGGGUAACAUCCCAUCUUAAAUAGAACUCCCAUUUUAGUAAAUUUACCCCAUAGUAUUAAUCUAAAGUUGUUGUGCCAACUAUUAUAGCAAAUGAACAUCCCAUUCAUAGUUUGAGCAGCUGCGUGAAUGACAUUAGUAAGUAGAAGUGCUGGUAUUUAAAUCUACAGUAGACAGCCAGGGGCCCUCAGAUGCUUUUACGAUUUUAAUAAGUGUGAAAUUAAGUUUAGAUGCAUUUUCUGCACAUCUGCCACCAACUGAUACUCAAAUGUUAGGCCGUUUAACAAGAAAUAUAACUACCUACUUUAAUAGGCCCUUUGUCCACUCUUCAGUGGACAAAAGGCAAAAUUCAAGGUUGAUUGCAAAACAACAUUUUCCUCUAAUGGGCAAAACCAAGGGGGUAAUUCAGACCUGAUCGUAGCAGCAAAUUUGUUAGCAGUUGGGCAAAACCAUGUGCACUGCAGGGGGGCAGAUAUAACAUGUGCAGAGAGAGUUAGAUUUGGGUGGGUUAUAUUGUUUCUGUGCAGAGUAAAUAUUGGCUGCUUUAUUUCUACACUGCAAUUUAGAUUUCAGUUUGAACACACCCCACCCAAAUCUAAAUGUGCAUACACACGGUGAGAUUCGGGCUAACCCCGAUUCUCAAUAUGCGACAGGGGCUAUGUCGGCAUCGCAAGCACAUAAUGACUGUGCUUGCGAUACUGACUAUGUGCGAUUUUGGCUAAGUGUCAAUUUUGACUAUCUUAUCUACGAGAGAGUCAAAAUUGACUUGCCUGCACAAUCUAUCCAGGCUUGCGAUGCUGACCGCGCGGCACCGCAUAUCGGCAUCGCAUCUGGAUCACAAGGUGACUUUCACCUUGUGAUCUGAACUAACUUUUCUUACGAUUUUGACUAUAUAGUCAAAAUCGUCAGAAAAUAUCUCACCGUGUGUACACACCAUAACUCUCUCUGCACAUGUUAUAUCUGCCCCACCUGCAGUGCACAUGGUUUUGCCCAACUGCUAACAAAUUUGCUGCUGCGAUCAGGUCUGAAUUACCCCCCAUGUGCACUGCAGGUGGGACAGAUUUAACAUGUGCAGAGAGAGUUAGAUUUGGGUGUGUUAUUUUGUUUCUAUGCAGGGUAAAUACUGGCUGCUUUAUUUUUACACUGCAAUUUAGAUUUCAGUUUGAACACACCCCACCCAAAUCUAACUCUCUCUGCACAUAUUAUAUCUGUCCCACCUGCGGUGCACAUGGUUUUGCAAUCAACCUUGAAUUAGGCCCAAAAUGUACUAAUCUUACCCAGCACCUCUAUAUGAUAUUAUACUGCAAACUUUUUAACCCCAACUGUGCUGGGAUUCUGCAUGUCUGCGGCAGAUACUGUAAAUCAGGGCAAGUUAUUCUCCCUCCUGCAGAGCAAAUCGGAAACUCUGACCAAACAGACAAGGGAAUUAUUCAGUAAACAUUUUGCGUUUCAUGUUGUCUUUCAGUAACACACAGCUGAGAUAUACAGGGCCAAAUGUAAUAGAGUGAGAGUUUCAAAAAGCGAGAGAU
Messenger RNA from Pseudophryne corroboree (corroboree frog), 6613 nucleotides. It is a transcript of the gene MCTP1, whose product is annotated as multiple C2 and transmembrane domain containing 1. Gene Ontology annotation, molecular function: calcium ion binding. NCBI's taxonomy places the organism in Eukaryota, Metazoa, Chordata, Amphibia, Anura, Myobatrachidae. The record is from RefSeq and is a predicted model, not a curated record. Gene Ontology annotation, cellular component: synaptic vesicle membrane. The transcript has 22 exons. Bases 535 to 3318 code for a protein of 927 amino acids. Gene Ontology annotation, biological process: regulation of neurotransmitter secretion.